Molecule: messenger RNA, 6538 nt
Organism: Gryllus bimaculatus (two-spotted cricket)
Lineage: Eukaryota; Metazoa; Arthropoda; Insecta; Orthoptera; Gryllidae
Source: the annotation of a GenBank genome assembly
AAUAACACAUGGAGAAUACGAUGCCAACAAUUCAACGUUACCGCAUCUUUUAUUACUUAUUUUAAAAAUUUCUGAAACAAAAAUUACGGGAAAAGCAACGUCCUCUGUCUUUCAUUGUCUUUUAUCAGCAGCUGACUGCCUGAAAAUCUUGUGCGUUUGCAUUUGUUUUAGAUGUGGUCAAGAUAUAUUAAUGAAGGUUGUGGUGGUGGUGGUGUGAGUUUUGUGAACUACUGACAGAAACAGGAACAAAGACAGUUUCGACAGUUUUGAGGGUUUGGUUCGGAUUGUCAAAGUGGAGUGUGGUGGAGAGGAUAUCUCGCUGGCUAUUUAGAAAUGACAAAUGUUUUUUAGAAAAUCUUACGAUUGAGAGACAACAUGAUACAGAAAUAUUGACAUAUGCAGUGAAUGUUUGACAUUAAUUCUGCUUGUUUCUUAUUUAGAGUUGAUUUUGGUUAUGUUAGAGAUGAAAAAUCUCCCGUGCAUGUAAAAUUUAGGUUGUGUGAAGACAGAUGCGAGUUGAAAGCUUACAGAUUGUGUGCAAUUAUUGUCAAAUAAGUUAUAGUUUAUUUUAAUAAUGUUAAGUUACUUGUUUACCAUUACUAUAAUAAUUGUUUUGAUGGUGGUGGACCAAAGUUACCAGAAUGAACUACUAGUAAGACGAGAUGGCAGAGGACUAGUAAAUCCAUUUGUUUUGGAAGGGAAAUAUAAUAAAAAUUAUACCUUCAGUGUAAAUGAUUCUAGGGAAUACAUAUUUCAGUUCGAUGAAGCAGUGGACACUCCAGCUUGCAUAACUGUAGAAUGUUAUGACUCAAACAGGACAUAUCCUAUAUUGAUAGUUGUAAGGCAGCAGAAAGGGGUUUUGUCAUGGCAAUUACCUCUUAUUGUAGAAACUGCUACUUCUAGGCGUGAAUAUUAUCGAACUAAUCGUACAUUGUGUCCUGACAACAAUUAUUACCUUGAAUCACAACUGACAGCUAGCAGUAGAGAUGUCAUUGUCAGUAUUUCUACUGCAAGUCCUCACAAUGUUACAUUCUCUCUCUUAGUAAAAACAGUUGACAACUUUUUUGUACAACUAUCACAGACUUACGAUGUUCUAGUUUCUCCAUCAGAACCUUCAUAUUUUGCUUUCAAGUUUCAAAAAGAAGACCCAGAUACUGUGUUACUUCAGGUGGACUCUAAAGAUGAAAUUUGCACUGCAGUUUCAGUUCAAGAUCUUACGUGCCCAGUUUUUGAUCUGGAGAGGAAUGUUCAGUUUGAAGGAUACUGGCAAACAAUUAGCAGCCAAGGAAGUAUUACUUUAAGUCGUGAUGCAUUUCCUUCGGGUUUCUAUGUUGUAUUUGUUGUGAAAGGAGAUGACUACGAGUGCUCAGGCAAAGUUCCAGGUUAUGCCAACAGCACGGUAGAGCCUCGACGUAAAAAUCUCACAUUCUCUUUGUCUCCUGGAAUCACAUACAGAGACUACAUUCUAGCAACAUUGUGUACUGUAGCAGUUUUUGUUGUUGUAUACAUACUGUGCUUUGUGAUUGCUAUCACAUAUUAUGUCAGGAGACGCCGGCAACCUUCGGAAAUUAGUUACUUGGAUGAUGACAGUUGUGUGUCACCUUCCUCAACAGUACCUCCUACAAUAUACGGACAAAUUCAAAGCCCAUUAUCGGAGGGCAGUACUGUACUCAACCAGACUGGAGAUCAAGAUCUUUGUUAUUACAAUUUUCUCUGUGCUCAUCCAUUUGGUUUAUUAAGUGAUUUUAAUCAUGUAUUUUCCAACAUUGGAUAUGUGCUUUUGGGUCUUCUAUUCAUCUUGCUUACAUGGCGUCGUGACAUGAUGCAUCGCCAGUCAGAUCGGCGGCUUGAUAAGUAUUAUGGUAUACCUCAACAUUAUGGAUUGUUUUACGCAUUGGGAGUUGCGCUUAUGAUGGAAGGAAUAUUGAGUGGUUGCUAUCAUGUGUGUCCCAACCACUCUAAUUUCCAGUUUGAUACCAGUUUUAUGUAUGUCAUUGCAAUGUUGUGCAUGCUAAAGAUUUAUCAAACAAGACAUCCUGAUAUUAAUGCUAGUGCAUACUCAACAUUUGCAUUACUAGCUGUUGUAAUUAUGGUGGGCAUGAUUGGAGUACUUAAUGGUAAUGCAGCCAAUUGGGCGUUGGCUAUCUACGGCUUAAUGUAUCAUCUAAAAGAUUUUGCUACAUACCUUCUGUCAAUAUUCAUGGCAAAUUUAUUAUUAUAUACCAUGUUCUACAUAGUCAUGAAGCUGUGCUACCGUGAGAAAAUUCUUCCUCAACCUCUUAUCUACAUAAUACUUGCGUGUGUUGCAUGGGGUGCAGCCCUUUAUUUCUUUUUGAAUAAAUCAAUAAGCUGGGCUGUGUUGCUGACACUUGAUGAUGAUUUGAUACUUGUUCAUCGGAGUAGGAUACCUGUAUUUUGAUACCGUGAAGAAUUGUGCUUUUCUGUAACUUGUGAAAUGAAUAACCCAUGAAUGCUGCUUUAUUGAAGAUGAACAUCAAUAUGAAAACAGCUUCUGUUGCUUCAGUUUUUCAGUAUUUAUCUUGGAAAUGGUUGAAGUUUACACCAUAGCUCCUAUUGUCAAAAGAAGGAUGUUAAAAUUAACCAAAGAUAUAAUCAGCAAAAUUAUGAUUCAUGGAUGUUCCCUGUUCAUCACUGACUUUCAAAAUUAUCACGACCAAAUAUGUGAGGAGAGGUGUGUGUGUGUGUUUAGAAACAAAAUUGUUAUCUUAUAAGUGAUCAUAGCCUGAUAAUAUUUAAUUUUGUAAUUUUCUAUUUGUUUAUGAUUUGUAUUAUUAAUUUUUUUAUCAUGAAAAGAAGCAUUUGUUAUGCUAGAAGGUGACAUGAAUUUAAGUAUAAUGUUUUUAACAUGCUCAUGGAAUUGUACAAUACAUGUAUUUAUGAAUAAUUUUUUGUUUGUAGUAGUUAUGUGGUUCAUAAUACUCUGCAUUUAUUGGUUCAUGUACUUUUGAUUUAGAAAAUUAAGCAAAUUUUUUAAUCAUUUUAAUGAUACAAAAAUGACGUACAUGCUGUGUGAUAAUGAACUGCUCAUUUUGUCUUUUCUCAAUAUUCUUCAGACUUUGAGUAAAGUGUAUAUACAUGGUUUGAUUUUUAGUGAUCAGUAAAAAUGUGGUAGGUGUAUCGCAUUUUAUUGAGCAUUCAAAAUGCGUGUUUACUGUGAUAACGCAAAAAUAUUUUAUAUUUUUUGUGGAGCAUACAUAUAUAUAUCAUUAUUAGGUUUUUAUAUAAUAGAAAUGAAUGCUUAUGAACACAUUUUAAAGAAUGUAUAUUGUAAGUAAACAAACUGCUUGUUCCUACCCAUUUUGUUGAGAAUAUAAGCUUAAAAAUGUGGUUAAUCUGUGAUCUGUUGAAUAAUUGUAUUAAAAUCAUAAGUAAAGAAAGAUACUUCAAAAUGUUUUUCAGCUGUAAUAAUUCACAUAUCUUUAUUUUCUUUGCAUCAGUUCAAAAACAUCUGAAUAAUUUUAACUCUCAAUUUUUUGAAUGAAUUGAUAAGAAAUAUUAAAUAAGAAAUCUCAUAUGAUGCAUUAACUCUUUAGUAUGUGAAUGUACAUUGAUAUAAAAUGCAUAUAAAAGUUGGCCCUGAGGAUACUCGUCUCUCAUUUUCUUUUAAUUGUAAUUUGGAAUAAGUUUGUUGCCACACCAGUUCCUCAGUAGGCAAAUUCAUUCUUUUGAAACAUCAGAGAAGUAAUGAAUUCAUAGCGAUACUAUGUAGUUCGAAACAUCAUCUAAAUCAUAUGGAUUGACAAAAUCUUUAUGAUCAAUUUUAUAAAAUGCAGAAUGUUUACAUUAUUGAUCUUCCAGGAAUGUGAUAUGUAAAUAAAGCCAUAUAUGUUUACCAUGUACAGAUUUUUAAGAGUCUUUGAAAUCUAAAUAAAAAAAAAGCGGAAGAUUCAUAUUUACAGAUUUUUGUUUCUAUUCAAAAAGCAGUGUUAACUUAGUUUUGUUCUUAUUUUACUAACAUUUCCUUUUUCUGUCAUUGGAUGUGGUUAUAAUUUUAAAUUUCAUCAGAUUUCUGAUUCAUUUUUCCCCCUCUUCAAAUCAAUUUACUAGAAAAUAUUUAUUACUGAUUUGUCUGCUGUAUUUUUGUUAAAAUACAAAAUUUAUUUACUUGCAUUUUAAUUCAUCUAGCAAAGACCUUUAACAAUGGCAGGAGGAGUAAAGUAAUUUUGUUUGGUUUUCUAUAUCAACACAUUGUCUGUGCAUGGAAUAACAUGUGUGUUCAUUUCAUACUUUUAUGACAAAUUUGAUCUUCCAUGAUCAAAAAAUAAUAUUCUUGUAGUUGGUAAGUUUAGAAGAAAAUCAAUGUCAUAUAAGCUAUUUUGAAUAUUUGCAGCACACUAGACUCCAUAAUUCCCAAAAAGCAAAAAUUGAACAAAAUGUUUUAUUGGUUUCCCACUCAAUUACAAGUAUUUAAUGAUGAGUUAUUUUUGUAAUUGAUAUAUAUAUAAUUAAAUUCCAUUUUUAAUACAAAUGACCUCACAAAAGUUUUUGUAUACUAGUAAUAGCAACAGAACUGCAAAAUCAAGACAUGGUAUUAAGGAUUUUGCUUAUUGAAGUUCCUUAUCAACUUACUGUCUUGCCAUUAAAUAUAGUCAUUUUGUCCAUGACUUCUUUGAUAGAAUUAAGUGAUUUCUCAAUGCUUUAUGCACAGGGUGAAAGUUUAUCAGUUUGUGAUUUGACAGGGGAUCAUUCCAUGCUAGAUAGUUUCAAAUCCCCUGCUUGACAAGAAUUAACUUGUCCCCACAAUAAAUCCUCAUGUAUGAUUUUCACUCUGUGAAAUGUUUAAAUCAAUCUAACACUCCCAAGAGCAUUCUUUCAAUUUAUUCAGACUUCCGUGUUAGUUCAGUUGAUGAAUGGUCAAUUUUUACCCUCUGGAGUCCCCUUGACAAAUUUAUCAAUUCGUACCCUGAUUGUAUUGUAAUCAAAUCAUCAUUUCAAAUGCUGUUAGGUAAGGCUUGUGAGUACUGAAAUGCUGUGGUCUUCACCCUAGCAGUUGAAUAUUUUUAGUGACUAGUGGAAAUGCCUGCCUUGAGUAAUCAAAACAAAGAUUUGAAAGAAAAUGGGGAAAAACAUUGAGAUUUGAUCAGAAGAAAAUUGUUACAUGAAGAUUUGUUUAAUUGAAGAAAGUAUUUCUUGUGGUAUCUUCUGUCUGUGCUUAUGUUCUGCAAAUAUUAUUUCCAUUUGUUAUCAUUGUCAUACUUUUUAUAUCUCCAAGUAAGAGAAGUAAUAUAUUUUCUUCAUUACCAUCAUGUUUAUUUCUCUUAUCUCUAUUUCUAUUGUUAUAUAAUUCAUUACGAUAUACAAUACCAUUAUCCAUUUCAACGGAAUUUUCUUGAAGAAAAUGUAUGUUAAUUUAAAAAGUUGUUCUUUGUGUGUUAUAUAUAUAUUUUAUGAGUGCUUGAUAAAAUUCAUUUUUAUAAUAGUUUGUUGUAUAUGUAUUAUUUUAUAUGUAAUUGACUAAUGAAGGUGCUUUGUCUAUGAAGGAAGUAAACUGACAGAAAUAUUAUGAAAAAGAAAUACAGUAAGUCUUUGAAAACAAAUUGAUUGCAGCAUGAGGAAGUUUUCUCUCAAAAAUGUGUUACAUUUGUUUCCAAAAGAAUAAAAAAUUAAUAGCACAUUUUUAUAAAAUAAAGACCUAUACAAUUUUUAAUACCUAGGUUUUGUUUGCAUCAUUUUGUGAAUUCUUGCCUGCAGUAUAAAUUAAAAAUUAGGGAGAUUUUAAAUUGAAUAUGUACGUUUAAUAUUAUAUUUAAUAUUAUUCACUAGAUGCAAAGAAAAUAUUUGGAAACAUGUCACACAAUACUGAAGGUUCAUGCAAUAAACAGUAUUAUGUUCGUAAUGGUAAUAAAUUACCAUAAAGCAAUUUAAAAUCAAAUUCAACUUGAAUUAUAGAAAGGCUCUAAAAUUUUCAAACACUAAUACAGCAACAUACUCUUGCCAUAAGAAUUUGUUUCUCAGAUUGGUUUGAGAAGGUUUCUCUAAAGUAUAUUUUUUCUUAUUAUUUUCAAUUUAAUAUGUUACAUUAGGAACUUCCUUUUUGUUUUGUUUACAAUAUUUACUGCCUGUAAUUUUUUUUAUUACUUAAACUAUUUUAAUUCAAUAUAACUUUUCAGAAAACCAAAGUUAUGAAGUUAAACGAAGGAAACAAUUUAAUGAGAGAUUGUUUUCUCUAAACUAGGAUCUUUGCCUUCUUGUACAGGAACUCUUCAAAUUAAUUGUCACAAAUUUUACAUUUGGAAGUGUUUGUUCAAUUUUUUCCUCAAAAGAAAAUUGUACUUGCUUUGAAAAUUAGUUUUACUGAAUCCAAUGUAGCUUAUUGAGGUAGGGCACUUGGUAUGCAAGUUUAUUUGAUGAAAAAUAAUUUAGUUUUCUUACGAUUCUAGUCAGUAACUAAUUGUAUGAAUUAUGAUUUUUUUAUGUAAUGAAAUAUGUGUAUGGUAAAAUUUACAUUGUAAUUAUACUAUUAAAAUUUUGGGACGAAACAUUUUAACAGAUGAAUAAAUGUGCUCAAAUAAUUAUA